Molecule: messenger RNA, 3818 nt
Organism: Seriola aureovittata
Lineage: Eukaryota; Metazoa; Chordata; Actinopteri; Carangiformes; Carangidae
Gene: emilin2a
Product: elastin microfibril interfacer 2a
Exons: 9
Coding region: 127-3516 (1129 amino acids)
Molecular function (GO): protein binding
Source: RefSeq, a predicted model, not a curated record
AACUUGAGUUAUUGUAGUUAGUUCAGUCACUGGGGCAGUGUGACUUUGGUUUAUGGGAACAUCGCGCAUGAUAAUAACAGAGUAGCCCUCUUUUUCAGUGUAUUUAUUUUAAAGCAUUUGUUAAGUAUGAAUCACAGACAUGGAGAGGUGGAUUGGCGGUGGACAGUUUUCACACUGUUUUUAAACUUUCAGUUCACUUACGGGUCUCCCUCUUCUUAUGACUUGUUCCAAGGGUCUGCAUACACUGGAGUGGUGCACAGACACAGAAACAGGAACUGGUGCGCCUAUGUGGUGCACAAGAACGUGAGCUGCGCCGUGCAGGGGAGUGUGGAGAGCUUCCAGGAGCCCGUGGUGGCCCCCUGCCCAGCCUACCAGCCAGACUGCCAGCAGCAAGUGACAUAUAAAACUCGGUUUCGACCCACAUACAAGAUUGCCUACAAGACAGUCACAGAGUUAGAGUGGAGAUGCUGUCCUGGUUACCAAGGCCCAGACUGUAAAGAUUUAAAACCACCCCCAGAUCGACAAACAGUGCAGGGAACGCACCCUUACCUCCCACCAAAUCCUGGACAUACAACCAGACACACACAGAGGCCAGAGCGGAGAGAGACAGGGCACCAUGAGACGAGGCACAGUGGGACAGAUAAGGUGCGUCUCCUGGAAGGUGAAGUUCAGCGCCUCUCUCAGACAGUCCUGGAUCUCCAAUCUGCUUUGUCAGGGUUAACUGCCAACCUCCGCACAGACCUGCAGGAAGACACAAAGAAGGUGCUGGUGACACUUCUUAACAACAUGCGUCCACCAGACAGUGCUGCGACCGCAGGCACAGAGGAGAGCCCAGCAGUGCUAGAUGGACAUCAGGCUACCAGAGGUGGGAUUGCGGGAGACAAGGCCAUAGAAAAAAUAGUGGCGCGGUUGGAUGAUAUCAACAACGCACUGAAAAGUAAGGACGAAGCUUUGGAGGACCUAAGAGGAACCAUGACAAGUCACGAGGGGCAGAUACGUGUCCUCAUGGAUGCCUCUCAAGCUCAGGCUCCAGCCAUAACGGAGUUUGAUGUUGUACAGACCUACAUUGAUGGAAAAUUUGAGAAGCUGAAGACUGAGCUAGACCAGAAUGUGGAGGAACACAUGGCCAAGCUACAAAGCUCAUGCAAUGACAAAAUCCAGAACUUGCAGAAGACCUGUGAAGACAGCCGUGACCAUGGUUUGGUCAGCCUGACCAAACUGGUGGACACCAAGGAAGCUGACCUGAGGAAGGAGAUCCGGGCAUUGCGUCUGGACAUGGCCGCUGCAGAUGGACCUAUUCGAACUCAAAGGCAGACAGAUCCAUCCGAAGAGAAAGAGGAUCAUAGUGACCACAAAGACAUGUGGCGUGAGAUUGAACGUAUUGCAGAGGCUAACCGCAUCCUGAAUGUCCGCAUUGACAAUGAGUUGUCACACCUAUCUGCACCUCAGGAAGACAAUGAUUUCAGCACACUGAUCGAGGAGCUGGAGGCACGUAUAAAUAUCACAGAACAAAACGCAGAGACUCACUGUUUCUACAUUGAAGAGAAGUUGACCCGUACAAUUGCAGAAGAGGUGGCAACACUUCGGCAGCUUCUGGAUGAGCGUCUGAACAAUGUGGAGGACCGGUUUACGAACAUGCUGGUGGAAAUGAGCAACAUUUCAUUCCCAGGGAUGUUUGGUGAGUCCAUGGAUGCCCUCGAAGCACAAGUCAACAACAACAAGUUUCUCCUGGAAGGUUUGGAGAAUAAGAUCAAUGCUGUUGGAGAGUUGUGCUCUGCCGGAUGUUCAGGCUCAGGAAUUACUGCAGGUGCAGCAAGUUCAUCAACCACAUCUGAUGGCCUAGGAAACAUUUUGAAGGACCUGAACCGGUAUAGGAAUGACUUGGAUGUUCUUCACACAGAUGUCACUACCAACACAGACAAGCUCAAGCAACUGGAGGACCUGGUUGAGAGACAGUCAGUUGCACAUGACAGACGUGCCAAGACAAUGGAUGACUUCCAGAAAGGAUUAAUUAAUCUCCAAGAUAAUGUGCUUGGUCUGGCUGGUGCUGUUACGGGGUUAAGCGACUCUUUGAGCAAAUACAACCAGGAUAUGCACAGAAUAAACUCAACAUGCUGCCAUGCAGAGCAGACUGGCGCUGGGAAUCCAGCAUGGGACCACCGGGCAUCAGUCAUUGCAGUACCUAGUAGUCAGGCAGACGACACCAGACGUCAGGUGGAGGAGCUGAAGAACGGGCUUGAUACGCUCAGUAGACAGGUGUCCACUGAACUGAGACAGUGUAAACACAACACACAGGGUGUUUCUGACGGCAUUUCUGCUGUGGAUGGACGAGUGACCAGACUUGAAAAAGUGUGUGGAAGGUUAGAUGGGAUUUCUGCUAACAUCAAAGACCUGAAAGAUGGGCUGGAGAGACAUGUUGGCGGUCUACGGGACUGUGUCUACAGGAUGAAUAUUACCUGUGGAAAUCAUGGCGCAGAAAUCAUUGCACUGCAGAAUUCCUUGCAAAGGUUCCAGGCGCAGCUGUCUGCGAUAGCCAAACAUGUUUUGAAAGACGUCACUGCCAAAGAGCCAGGAAUGACCUUAAGACCAGAGAGGCCUGCGUCUUCGCCAGAUACCACUCAGACCAGAACUAGAAUACAACAAAUCCAUAUCCCUCUAAUCUUCCCACCGCCGCCGUCCAGCCCCAGGCAGCCUUACAAUCCAAGCCAACCAGUGCAGCCCAACACACACACAAACAGGAUCAGUCCACCAAGCCAGCCGUCUAGCCCCCAGCAACCAGGCCACCACACUCUGCCCCUGGUUCCCAGAAGGCCGGUGGUGGAGACGGGCGAGGCAGGACCUCCAGGGUACAUCCGCAGGGUGACUGUGCGGAGAGGCUCUGAGCACUCGUCUAGCAUGCCUGUCAAGGGAUUUGCUGGAGCACCAGGCUAUCCCCCUCUGCAGCCUGUGUCUUUCAAGCCGCAAUCAACCAACCACCAAGUUCCCAUAGCGGCAAAGGUGCCGUGGAACCCGAUGCAUCAAGCUCCAGUUGAAUCACCAGUUUCUGUGGACAACAGCGCCUUUGCAGAUCCCUUCUCCUUCUCCGCCGGCCUCACACAGCAUUCCUUCUCUGGAGACUUUGGCAUCAUUCGCUUCAACAGGAUUCUAGUCAAUGACGGUGGACACUACAAUCCCCACACGGGGAUCUUUACUGUACCUCUGGAUGGCCGAUACCUGAUUUCAGGUCUGCUAACUGCAAGGCAGGGUGACCGUGUAGAAGCCGUGCUGUCAGUGUCUAACCGCAGCGUUCAGAAGCUGCAGAGCUCAGCGGGGCCUGUAGUGGGUCAGCACCAGGGCUCAGCCAGCGGUAACUGUGGCUGCGGCGGCUCGGUGUCCUUCAGUCUGAUCCUGCCCCUGAGGAAAGGAGACCGCGUGGGUCUGGUGAGGACCGGAGGCCAGCUGGCCACCACCGAGGCCAGGGAGAUCCUUUCCACCUACAGUGCCAUCUUCCUGUAUGCACCACAGGCCAACAGAUAGCUGGAGCUCACAUGGACACAGAGAGCAAGGACUAGUUUGUUCCCGGAUAUCUGGAAAUGUUGAAGCAAUCAAAAGUUUUCACUGAUUUGCGGCUACUUCGCCACUGUGUGAAGAUCCUGUUAUAAAUUCAAAUAAGACGUCAUUACAUUGCAAUUUCUAAACCAAGAUACCUGAACGCAAGAAGUAGGAUUCAUUCCUACUAUAUUUGAUUAUCAAGUUGCCUCUUUGUACCUAUUGUGAAUGUCUUUGAAUGUCUCUGUAAAAGUGUAUAUAAAUUAACAUUAAAAUUCAUAAAAAUUUAA